Messenger RNA from Morchella sextelata, 1179 nucleotides. RefSeq lists its product as uncharacterized. The coding region runs from base 1 to 1179 and encodes 392 amino acids. The record is from RefSeq and is a predicted model, not a curated record. The transcript is spliced from 2 exons. Lineage: Eukaryota; Fungi; Ascomycota; Pezizomycetes; Pezizales; Morchellaceae.
AUGGCCUCCUCCUCCGCCCUCCAACAACUUUCUCCCCCCCUCCCCAUUCCCGCCUCCCCUCCACCCCGAGUGCGUCGUCGUUUCAAGACACUCAUCCCCGCCAUCUUCACCCACAACAAGCCGACCGAGGAGGCCGAUGCACUCCUCGUCUCCAUCGUUCGGGACAUGUUCAUGAAGUCACCGUUCGUCGAUCCGUCUAUCAAGGCGACCAUCCUCGAAGUGAUCCUCGGCCGCAUCAUUGUCCCCAACGUCCCCUACACCGCCGAGAGCAUCGUCUUCCAGGGCGUUCAGCCGGGUGGAGACAUGAUCAUUCCCCUGACGUUUGAGAGGAAGGAGCGGCUGGUGGCCAUGUUCAUCGAUACGUAUAUGCAGGCCAUGACCUAUCUGGGUGAGCUGAAGAACGACACUGCCGUCGUCACGGCCGUCCACCCAACCAUGCUCACCCCGCGCCCCACCUGCGAGAUCACCCACGCCCAGGGCCCCCUCCAGGACCCGCAGCCCGUUCCCAUCCUCCCCAUGCUCUCGACUAGCGCCGGCAGCAAGGCCUUCUGGCGCUUCCUUGCGCUCAUCUGGCCGCACAGCGUUGUGGACAUCAUCCAAGCGCACUGCGCCGACGAGGCCACGCUGGGCAACAGCAUCGUCAUGUCCGCCGAGUGCCGCCGUGCCUGGGACGCCAUGGAGUUCUACCUCCUCCCGCUGUCGGGCACAUAUGAUAGGCUCAGGGUGAGCUUCCACUGGAACGGCACCAAGCGCAGCCUCAGAAACUACAAGAGUAAGCCACAGGUUGAUAUCGACCUCGGCGGAGGGCUGGUGUAUGAGCAGAUGAAGGAAGGAAAGAUUAUCACUCUCAAGGCGGGCACUGAUGAUGAUCCGCUGCCCGAUCCGGGGUUGGUCUAUGUCAGGGCAGUGCUGACCAAGAUGGCGAUUGGGAUGGAGGUGACCGCUGCGCAGCGCUUGUUGUUUGAUGUUGGGCUCGCGGACUGCGGGUGUGAAGAUGAUGGGGAGGGGGAAGCGGCCGUGGAGAUGGAUCAUAGGGGCUGCUGGGUGGGGAGGGAUAAUUGGUUUGAUGACAGGUUUCGCGGCACCGGGAUCUUUCCGAAUAUCUGGGAAGACUUUUCGGGGCUGGGCGUUGGCUCUAUUCAGGAGCAGCAGGAGCAGCAGGCUUCCGAGAAGAAGUAA